CCACCCCAGUGCCCCAGUUUACUGCCACUGUGUCCGUGAUCACUGUCCCAGAAUAUUUGUAAUAAAGAAUGCAGCAUGUAGCCCCUGUCACCUGUUCCAGUGAGCAAAAAAACCCCCCCCAUAAAUCAUACCAGUGUCCUGAUCACCGCUAUACCCCAAAUCAAUGCCCUGAUCACCGCCAUAACCCAUACCAGCUCCCUGAUCACCGCCAUACCCCAUACCAGCGCCCUGAUCACCACCAUACCAGCAUUCUGAUCACCGCCAUACCCCAUACCAGCACCCUGAUCACCGCCAUACCCUAUACCAGCAUCCUGAUCACCCCCAUACCCCAUACCAGCGUCCUGAUCACCACCAUAUCCCAUACCAGCGUCCUGAUCACCACCAUAUCCCAUACCAGCAUCCUGAUCACCACCAUACCUCAUACCAGCAUCCUGAUCACCACCAUACCUCAUACCAGCAUCCUGAUCACCACCAUAUCCCAUACCAGCAUCCUGAUCACCACCAUACCUCAUACCAGCAUCCUGAUCACCACCAUAUCCCAUACCAGUAUCCUGAUUACCCUCCUACUCCAUACCAGCGUCCUGAUUACUGCCAUA
This is a messenger RNA of Staurois parvus, 596 nucleotides long. The record is from the annotation of a GenBank genome assembly. Lineage: Eukaryota; Metazoa; Chordata; Amphibia; Anura; Ranidae.